AUGUAUUCAUUGCGAAAUAGCCUAAAUAACUUUACGCGUGCGCGUUUAACUUCAAAAGUGCUCGCAACUCCCUCAAAAUCUUGUCGUUUUCAACGUGUACCUGGUAGUUAUUCUUUCUGUACUAAACGGGAGAAUCUCAGGGCGUCUUCUAAAGAAAGACAAUUCACGCGUCAAAAAAGGAUUUUUUUUCGCUCUUUUAGCUUAUUAAGGCCAAAUCAUCUUUUGCAAAAGUCUACUAUCCCGAAACAAUUCAUUUCCCAGAAUGAAACAGCAAUUUCCAGCUCGAUAACCUAUACUAAGCCUGUUGUCGGCUACUGGUUACUUGGAACUGCAGCACUAGUAUUUGGAAUUGUCAUAUUAGGUGGCUUGACCAGAUUAACUGAAAGUGGGUUAUCUAUCGUAGAAUGGAAGCCUAUAACUGGCGUGCUAUUACCCAUAACAGAGCAGCAAUGGAAAGAAGAAUUCAAAAAAUACAAACAAUUUCCGGAAUACAAAAAACUCGACACUGAAAUGUCAUUGUAUGAUUUCAAAUUUAUUUAUUUAAUGGAGUGGGCACAUCGAAUGUGGGGACGCGCAAUCGGCCUGUCCUUUAUUUUACCAGCUGUUUAUUUUGGUGCUCGAGGCUACAUGACUAGGUCAACUUCGUAUAAAAUAAUCGGACUUGCUGGACUUCUUGGAUUUCAAGGAUUCUUAGGUUGGUAUAUGGUAAAAUCGGGACUAUCUGAAGAAUUAAUGAACGACCCCGGAGCUGUGCCACGGGUCAGCCAUUAUAGGCUGGCAGCACAUCUGGGUAGUGCUUUUUUAUUGUACAUUGGGAUGUUACUUACUGGCUUACAGAUCCUACGAGACGCAAAAAUUGCUAGAGGGACUUUUCCUGCGUCAAUUUCCAAAGCUCUGUUAAAUCCUGCAAUUGCUAUGUUCCGUCGUUCUGCUAUUGGCAUUGCAGCAUUGGUAUUUCUAACUUCAUUAUCCGGUGCCCUUGUUGCCGGAUUGGAUGCUGGCUUAAUAUACAACGAAUUCCCAUAUAUGGGAAAAAAUAUAAUGCCGCCACAAAACGAACUAUUUUCGAAAAAUUAUACUCGCCCAGGUGAUGCUUUUGCAUGGAGAAAUUUUUUCGAUAAUCCUACAACUGUGCAAUUCGAUCAUCGUAUUAUGGCAACGACUACGUUAGGAGCAAUUAUUGCUUUGUGGGUUUAUUCGCGUCGUGUACCAAUCACGGUGAAUGCUCGUCGUGCAAGUAAUAUUCUGCUAGGUGUUGCUGGGAUGCAAGUCACAUUGGGCAUUAGCACUUUAAUAUAUAUGGUCCCAAUUCCUUUGGCUUCUGCGCAUCAGGCAGGUAGUUUGACCUUGCUAACUAGUGCACUGUGGUUGGUACAUGUAAUGCGAAGAGUUCCACCAUUGAUUGCAAAAUCGAAUGGUUUGAAAAAGUUAUGA
Ambispora leptoticha is the source of this 1434-nucleotide messenger RNA. NCBI's taxonomy places the organism in Eukaryota, Fungi, Glomeromycota, Glomeromycetes, Archaeosporales, Ambisporaceae. The record is from the annotation of a GenBank genome assembly.